Messenger RNA from Sarcophilus harrisii (Tasmanian devil), 4541 nucleotides. It is a transcript of the gene GRK6, whose product is annotated as G protein-coupled receptor kinase 6. Bases 451 to 2097 code for a protein of 548 amino acids. The record is from RefSeq and is a predicted model, not a curated record. Gene Ontology annotation, molecular function: G protein-coupled receptor kinase activity; ATP binding. The transcript is spliced from 16 exons. Gene Ontology annotation, biological process: regulation of signal transduction; protein phosphorylation; signal transduction. Gene Ontology annotation, cellular component: plasma membrane; cytoplasm. NCBI's taxonomy places the organism in Eukaryota, Metazoa, Chordata, Mammalia, Dasyuromorphia, Dasyuridae.
CGGGCUGGGCUGGGGCUCGGAUCUGAUUGGGCUGAGCUCGGGUCAGGGCUGGGGCCGGGCUUGCGCCAGAGGGGGAGGCGGCCCAACCCCCGGCGCCGCUCCCGGCCUCCCGGCGCCAAGCUCCCGGCCCAGGGACCGCGGCUCUGGGCCCUGCGCGCCGGGGCCGGGCGGCUCCCGGGCCCGCGGGCGCACGCGGAUGCUCGCCCCGAACCGCUGCGGGUCGGCCACGCGCACAGGAAGGAUCCCCCCCCAACCCCUUGCGGACCCUGGGCCGCCUGGCCCCCUCCCCCGCUCCCUGUUUAUCUCCCCGCACCCCACCUGCUCUGACUUUCCACGGAGGUGACCCUAAGGAGAAGGGAGAAUUCCGUUCUUGGGUCCGGACUCCCCCGGUUUCCUGCCUGUCCUGCACCCUCCCUGAGGAACCCCGAGGGGCCUGGCCCCCUCUGCGUGAUGCUGGGCAAGCGCGGCCCCCGCCUUUGUACCCCGGGGUUCUUGUUUCCGGCUGAGCGUUGUGGAGCUUGGGGUGCCUGGGUGGUGGUGGCAACAGGAAAGGAAAAAGCAAGAAAUGGCGACAGAUGCUUCAGUUCCCCCACAUCAGCCUGUGUGAGGAUCUUCGUCAAAGUGUGGGCGGAAUAUGAGGUGACCCCUGAUGAUAAGCGGAAAGAGGCAGCCCAGAGGCUGAUGGAGAACUACCUGAACCCCAAGUGUACAGACCACAUCCCCGAAGUUCCUUCCCAGCUGGUGAGUGCCUGUGCUGAGAAACUUGAACAGGGACCCUGCAAAGACCUCUUCAAAGAGCUCACCAGGCUGACCCAUGAGUACCUGAGCGUGGCCCCCUUCGCCGAUUACCUCGACAGCAUCUACUUCAAUCGAUUCCUCCAGUGGAAAUGGAUGGAAAGGCAGCCAGUGACUAAAAACACCUUUCGGCAGUACCGUGUCCUGGGCAAGGGUGGCUUUGGGGAGGUUUGUGCAUGCCAGGUGCGAGCAACGGGCAAGAUGUAUGCCUGCAAGAAGCUGGAGAAGAAGCGAAUCAAGAAGAGGAAAGGAGAAGCCAUGGCCCUCAACGAGAAGCAGAUCCUGGAGAAAGUGAACAGUAGGUUUGUAGUGAGCCUGGCCUAUGCCUAUGAAACCAAGGAUGCUCUGUGCCUGGUGCUGACCCUGAUGAAUGGUGGAGACCUCAAAUUCCACAUCUACCACAUGGGCGAGGCGGGCUUUGAAGAGGCCCGGGCUGUCUUCUACGCGGCAGAGAUCUGCUGCGGCCUGGAGGACCUGCACCGAGAGCGGAUCGUGUACAGGGACCUGAAACCAGAGAACAUACUGCUUGAUGACCAUGGCCACAUUCGGAUCUCUGAUCUGGGACUGGCUGUGUAUGUGCCCGAAGGUCAGACCAUGAAAGGUCGAGUAGGCACUGUGGGCUACAUGGCCCCCGAGGUGGUGAAGAAUGAACGGUACACAUUCAGCCCAGACUGGUGGGCCCUGGGGUGCCUCCUGUACGAGAUGAUCGAGGGCCAGUCACCCUUUCAGCAGCGAAAGAAGAAGAUAAAGCGAGAGGAGGUGGAGCGGCUGGUGAAGGAGGUGGCUGAAGAAUACUCGGGCAAGUUCUCAUCCAAAGCCCGUUCUCUCUGCACGUCGCUUCUGUGCAAAGACCCUCGGGAAAGGCUCGGCUGCCGAGGGGGUGGUGCGCAGGAAGUCAAGGAGCACCCCAUCUUCAAACGUAUCAACUUUAAGCGGUUGGAGGCUGGGAUGCUCGAGCCUCCGUUCAAGCCCGAUCCCCAAGCUAUUUAUUGCAAAGAUGUGCUGGAUAUCGAGCAGUUCUCCACUGUCAAGGGCGUUGAACUGGAGUCUACAGAUAAUGACUUCUACCAAAAGUUUGCCACAGGAAGCGUGCCCAUCCCUUGGCAGAACGAGAUGAUUGAGACGGAAUGCUUUAAGGAGCUGAAUGUCUUCGGCAUGGACGGCACAGUGCCCCCGGACCUCGACUGGAAGGGCCUGCCCUCGCCGCAGCCCAAAAAGGGCUUGCUCCAGCGGCUCUUCAGCAGACAGGACUGUUGUGGGAACUGCAGCGACAGUGAGGAAGAGUCCCCCACCCGCCUCUAGCCCCGAGGGCCUGACCCCCGCGCCCGGCACAUGGCGGUAGCAGCUGCCCGCCUGCCUGUUUACAGUUUUGCACAAUCGUCCUUAAAGAUGUCUGCAAAGGCCCAAGGAGGCGCCUCAGAGCUGGACAGCCCCUGCUCUCGCCAGGAUUGUUCUAAAUCUUUGGCCUGCCAGGGAUGUUCCCCACACCCUGGGGGUGGAGCAGGGAGGAGAAAUCUGCUCCGUCCUUCCUUCCUACCCAGCCUGGGCGGGUGCCAUGGGUCCUGGGCCCCCAGCCUGCCCCCCAGGAGUCAAUGGAGUUUUAUAUAUUUAUAUAUCUGUAUGUAUGUAUAUAUCAACUGUAGAUUUUUAAAUCACUGGGCAGAGGAGCCAUCUCCCUCCCCACCACUGCCCACGAUACUCACUGUGCCCCUGCCCGGGGCCCGAGCAGAGAGGGGGAAGAUUUAUUGCCAAACCAAAGGGCCCCCCCUGGCCCAUAGGGGCUGCUGGGCAGCUAGUUUGGGUCCCAGGCCCUCCCCCAUCACACUCACUGUGUCACCCACCGUGAACUAGUGACAGUUGUGCCUACAUAUCCCACUGCCUUGUUUCCAGUGGCUUGGCGUAGCCUCGGGACCACUGGAAACUCCCUCCCUGCCUGCUUCCAGAUAGGAAAGUUUGGGGCCGCUUGGUGGGGCCCCAAGCUUGGGGACAGAGGGUCCCCCCACAGGACCAGUGCCCACUGCCUGGGGACUCGGGCCAUGGGGACCACACCCUCUGGAAAGGAGUGCAUGGGGUGGGGGGUUGUCUGCAUAUCACCCUUAGUCUUCCCAGAAGGCAUCUCUUCCAUAAAGCCCCUGCCAGGGCUGAGCUGAGAGGCCUCCCCUCUCCCCUGGGGGCCUGCAGCUCAUGUGCCUUCCCAGGGGCCCGGACUUCUCCCUCCCCAGCAUAGCACCAUCUCCCCCCUCCCAGGGGUUGGGGGAGACAGUUUUUUAAAAACAUUCCAGCCACAUUGCACAGUAUCCACUUGUCCCUGUGUGAGUUCCUAGCAAUAAUCUGCCCCUUCCUCGUGUUUCUGAGCGUGUGGCGUGUCUGCCCUCGGCCUGGGCCCUGUCACCCCACUGAGCCAGGCUUCUUGGGACUGUGACUUACCCAAUAUGGCACCAUAUCUGUGGUAGCAUUUGCUUGCACUGCACUGAUGUUCCAAUAUGUAAAGACUGAUUUUUAUGCCUUUUAUUCAUUGUACGAUACCCAGUGUCUCUGUUGUUUCCUUCAUGCAAACGUGAAUAUGAUAAGAGCACAAACCCAUGACACCUCCCCAGCCUGACUCUUUCUUGGGGUCCCUGCCACGGCCGGCGAUCCUGCACCCCUGGGGUUGUGGCCCUAGAAGAAGAAGAGCAGGGUGGGGCCAGAGCAUGCGUGCUCCCCAGCCAGGGUUCUAGCCUAGGCUCGCCAGGAAGACGGGGGCUCGCAGACUCGCCCUGAGGCGAACGAUGGGUUUUGCGGCAGUGCCAGCCAGAGGCAGGGGGUCAGUCCCCAGACAGAGUCAGUGCUGGGCUCUGGGCUGCCCGUGUGCUGUGGUUGGUUUUUCUUGUAGAUGGCAUAUCUGUGAAUCUGACAGGAAGCUCGCAUGGGUGGUGACAUUUAGGUGAAUGGGCUAAAACAAUUUGUGUUAGAGCAAAGAACCUAGUCACGUAACCCGUUUAUUAAGGACACUCUCCUGGACGGUGGGAAAGAGAGCAUCUAAACAGGACUCACCACCAUCCCCCAGGGGCUCAUGGCCAGCAGCAGGGAUGUGCUGCCAAUUAGUUGACAGAGGACCAAGGAAGGGGCCGUGCAAUUGUGUGGGGAGAAGCUGGGUCCUCAAGAAGGGCUCAUUCCUGGAAGGAGCAUCUCAUUGGGACUUUUUAAAAAUUGUGAAAAGGGAAAGAGGGGAUCCCAAGCACUGUGAACGUUUUAUACUGAGUAUAAGGAGAUUUUGAAGCAUGUUUAGGGUGGAUGGACAGAGAAGGCCCUCCAGGAUGGCCAGAGAUGAAAAAUGAAAGGAACCAAGUGGAAUUUAACUGCAAAAAAGUUAGCCGUUUUAAACUUUAUUAGAUUUUUUUUUUUUUUAAUGCACAGAGUGCAGAGUAGGGGACAUGGGACUCCAAGCUCAGUGAGUCAGCAUCUGACAGGACAACCGGAAAGAGUGAUACGGUCUGAGAUGGCAUUCUUAGAAGCAUAGCAUCUUUCGCUAACAGCGCAAGAGAGAGCAUGGUUCUGCAGUUCUUAGCUCAGUGCAGCUGGCAAUGCAUGAGAAUCUUAGCUAGCCUGCAGUCAGAAAGUCCUGAAUUCAAAUGUGAUCUCAAACAUUUAUUAGUUGUGUAACACUGAGCAAGUAACUUAACCUCAGUUUCCUUAACUGUAAAAUGGGGAUAAUGUUAUACCUACCUCCUACAGUGGUUUUAAGGAUCAAAUAAAAUAUUUGUAAA